GAGGUUUCAGUCAUGAUAUAGUAAUACGAGAAUGUAUAAUCAAAAAUAAAUUAUGGAUGCGGAUCUGGAAAGAGAGCUAGUAACAAUAAACCAGUCGAUUCUUCAGUUCAAACAGAAGCAAAUAGAUUUUCGACAACGACUAUCUUGUCUAGAGAACCAGAACAGGUCAAGUUUGAGAUGUCAAAGAGAUGAAAAAUUUGAGGAACGCAUCAAUGCCCUUGAAGGGCAGUAUUCACAGCAAGGAAUUAAUAUUGACGAAAUCAAAAGAAUACUUGGAAAAUUGGUUAGGAAAGUAAACAAAUUACAUGGUGACACAGGAACUAAAAGCAAAACCAAUGUUGGAACAAACAAGCAAGCACCUAAUUCCAAAAAAUCAUCACGAAUAAAACAUUUUGAACCUGGUUCUGUUACUGACUUAAAUGGUCAGAUUAGCUCCAACGAUUUAAGUUCAGUAGAAUCUCAAGAAAGAAACAAUUGUUCUUCUGCAUACAUUUUCAGUCAAAAAUGUGAAAUUUCAGCUUCUUUUGAUGAAAAAAUCCCGGCAACUGCUAUAGAUGCUUAUAAAAAGUCACCACCUGAAGCUCAAUGGGAUUUAUACGCUAUUGGAAAUCCAAAGUCUUCCAAUGUUCAAAAUCCACUAAAUGAAAAUAAUAAAAGUGCGACUGCUAAACAUGUAUUCAACAAUGGUGAACAAUAUCAAGUAUAUUCAUGUCAGAUGCAGGUUCCUUCAAACAAUAUAUGGUUUCCAGCAAAUAUUCCAGCAAAUAAAACAAAAAAUUUGAACAUAAUGGAGUCACACGAACCUAAACCAAAACAUGGGUUUCAAAAGGACGAAUACAGCAAUACAAGCGAUGAGAACGUAGAAAACAGUCCAGGGGUGCCAUUUAAUACCUUAGAAACAGAAAGGGGAAUUGAAUCUACAAGUUGCGAUGCAUCAAAUAUUCUGACUAAAAAAACAUUAAUGAACAACUUUGGUUUGAAGACCUCACGUACAAAUCUGAUGUUUGACAAUCGUGUAAGAUUACUUACCGAUCAAACAUGCUACGACGGUUUGUUUAUUGCAUCUGUUGAAGGUAUCACUGAAAAAAUACCACCAUUAGAUAAUAUCAAGCCGACUCAUUCGGAACAGUCUACAACGGGCGAUUACAGGUAUGAAUAUGAGGCUUCUGAUAUAUUUGAAGAUGGUGAACAACGUACGGACGGAAUUGGGGAAAGUAGAAAAGCAACUAUUGCUGACUGGCAAAGAUAUACUGAACGAUUUACUAUAGAAGCCAGCAAUAGGGUAAAGUCAGGUGUUGUUCAGCGAGGAUGGCAUGGCCACGAUGUUACACUAGUACUAGAUGCAUGUGAGCAUAUGAGAGGAGAUAAAUUCGUCUCCAUGAAAUCAGCUGCAAAAAGAUAUAUCGAAGGUGUCAAACAGAUUCAGAGAACAAGAGGUUUGGUAGAAAAUGUCGGCAUCGCUGUGUUUUGUGGACGGAGUAGAUUGUUAUACGAACAUACAAGUGACUACGAUCUACUGCUCAGUUUAAUAGACGAAUUAGAACCAGAGGGAGAAGCACCACUAAUAGGAGGACUGUUAAUGGGAAUGGCUACAGUUCUAGCUGGGACAACUACAUGUUCGGGAGAGUUCACGACUAUGGGACACAUGAUAAUGUUCACAGAUGGCACUUCCUCAGACAAAGAACUUAUAGCCACUGAUUCGGAAGUUUUAAGUGUAAUAAGAACAAUAGCGGAGCAUUCAAUUAAGGUGUACUAUGUUCAACUUGGAGAAAAACAAUUAAGCGUUGUUAUGGAACAAGCAGUGAAAGAAACGAAAGGAAAAGUGAUAACAAUAAGUGAGAUGUAUCGUUUGAUUCGAAUGACACAUCUUCUUGGAGUAGCUGCGUUAGUAGCAGGAGGGAUGAAAUUUUUAUCUGAAGAACCAAAUAGAGAUUUAAUCAGUCAAAAAAUAUAUGAAGUAACAAGAAAUCCUGAGGACCAAAACGAAGAUUGUAUCGACUUCGUGGUGGAAUUUGCCAAUACUCAAUUGAAAGAAGGCAUCUAUAAGGAACUAAAAUGUCGAACAUUACAUCUAGGAGAUAGGGUACGACGUGGUCCUUUAUGGACGUAUGGGGAUCAAGAUGGAAACUGUCCGGGUACUGUAAUAGGACAACACGACAAUGGUUGGGUUCGUGUUGUAUGGGACAACGGACACAAUAAUAUCUAUCGAUACGAAGAAAGUUCUAACACAUUUAAUUUGAGGAGAGUGAAUGAGAAGAGAAUACUGGUAGACGAAAUGAUUGCUGUUGGAUGUAGAGUUGUUAGAGGGGAAGACUGGAGAUACCAAGAUGAUGACGGUGGAUUUGGAACCGUUGGAACAGUUCUAAACGUAAAACCGGAAGGUAGAGCUGUAGUAAGAUGGGACAGUAAGAAAAUGGGAAUUUACAAAAUGGGAUACAACGGAUUCUUCGAAGUUAUAGUGGUUGACGAAAGCAGUACAUACGGUGAUGAACAAAUACCACUUACCGAUCUGGAUGGAAUGAAUCAAAAUGAAGGUUUCGCGUGUUCUAAUUCAUGGAACCAGGCAAAAGAUACAGAAAAUUUUUCAUGGGAGUACAAAGACAACAAUGAUUCAAAAUGGAAGAAAUAUCCUCUAGAUAUUAAUAAUAAAAUAGAAAACGCUUUCAAAAAGAAACCAACAGAAAAAACUAAUUUUAAAAUGGAUAUGAAAACGUACAUUAUCAAUUUCGCAAAAAAUAUUCAGGUCAACCCACGAGACGGCACGGAGAUUGAAGUUCGCAGAUCAGUAUAACAUGGUGUAACCAAUUGAAAAGCCAUUGAGAAUCCAGAAUUCAUGACACACGAUGACAGAUAAUUUCAGAACAUUGAUAAUCCACGAAUACUUUCGUUCAAAAAAGCUGGUCUCUCUUUUAUAAAAAAAAACCACAUACGUAGAUGGGAAAAUCCAUUAUGAUUAAAAGCUAUAUAUAGGAUAAAAAGGAGUUAAAAUUUGGUUCGAUUGUUUUCGUGAAAGGAAUUAGACGGUGAUCUCUGGUUAUGAAAAAAAAACUUACCAAUACUGUUGUAAAGAAAAAACGUUUUAAAUAACGAUGCACUUUUCAAUUUUAUUCGAAAUUUGUUGAGAUGUUUUUGUUCAUGAAAA
Mytilus trossulus (common blue mussel) is the source of this 3142-nucleotide messenger RNA. RefSeq lists its product as uncharacterized. The transcript has 21 exons. Gene Ontology annotation, biological process: protein ubiquitination. Lineage: Eukaryota; Metazoa; Mollusca; Bivalvia; Mytilida; Mytilidae. The coding region runs from base 53 to 2791 and encodes 912 amino acids. The record is from RefSeq and is a predicted model, not a curated record. Gene Ontology annotation, molecular function: ubiquitin-protein transferase activity; metal ion binding. Gene Ontology annotation, cellular component: cytoplasm.